This is a messenger RNA of Theobroma umbraticum, 729 nucleotides long. Its product is annotated as thaumatin-like protein 1b. Lineage: Eukaryota; Viridiplantae; Streptophyta; Magnoliopsida; Malvales; Malvaceae. The record is from RefSeq and is a predicted model, not a curated record.
AUGGAGGCUCAGGUUAUCUUUGGCAUCUCCUUUGUUGUCAUCUUCUUCGUCUCUGGGGCUAAACCAGCUACAUUCACAUUAAACAACAACUGCCCCUUCACAGUUUGGCCUGGAAUUCUAACAAGUUCAGGACCUCAAUUAUCCACAACGGGCUUUGAGUUAGCCUCAAAAGUCCCAUUCAUCCUGGACGUUCCAGCUACAUGGUCUGGCCGAUUGUGGGCUCGAACUCAAUGCACAAACGAUAAUGGCAAGUUCCAAUGUGCCACAGGGGACUGCGCCUCUGGUCAGGUUUCAUGCGGCGGCGCUGGUGGGAUCCCACCAGCAUCCCUGGCAGAAUUCACCCUCGCAGCAAACAAUGGACAAGAUUUUUACGACAUUAGCCUCGUUGAUGGCUUCAACUUGCCUCUUUCAAUCGCCCCACAAGGCGGUUCGAGAGGUUGCACCCCUGUCAGCUGCACGGCCAAUGUGAAUGCAGUUUGCCCGCAGGAAUUACAGGUUAAGGGGUCUGAUGGAGGUGUUGUUGCCUGCCAAAGCGCAUGCUUGGCCUUUAAUCAAUCUCAGUAUUGCUGCACAGGCGCUUUUAGUACCCCGGAUACUUGCCCUCCCACAAAUUAUUCUAAUAUUUUUAAGAGCCAGUGCCCUCAGGCUUACAGUUACGCUUAUGAUGAUAAGUCUGGUUUGGUGACAUGUACUGGUGGAGCUAAUUACCUCAUAACUUUCUGUCCUUGA